Drosophila obscura is the source of this 681-nucleotide messenger RNA. RefSeq names its product BLOC-1-related complex subunit 8 homolog. The coding region runs from base 81 to 623 and encodes 180 amino acids. Gene Ontology annotation, cellular component: BORC complex. Lineage: Eukaryota; Metazoa; Arthropoda; Insecta; Diptera; Drosophilidae. The transcript is spliced from 4 exons. The record is from RefSeq and is a predicted model, not a curated record.
GAAACAUAAACAUUUAUAUCGAUAUCCAUUUCAAUUACAUCUCCUUCCUUAAUUUUGUUGUGCCUUUUAAACGCGAAACAAUGUCUCGAGCAAGUGAAUUGAUAUUUAAAACAAGAAAAACAUCCGGAAAAAUAUCUGAAAAUGUACAUAUAUUCGCAAAUGACCCCUCACUAGCUUUUUUUCGAGUUCAGGAACACGUGCGGAAAGUAUUACCAGCGAUAUAUGAAAAACGUGAAGAAGUGUUCCAGUUGCAAAAAAAUCUUCAGGGACAUUGCUAUGACAUGGAAUAUGGAGUAGAAGCACUAAAAACAAUAGAAAAGUCGGAGCCCUUAUUUUCCAAUGUACAAGCAAUAUUAAAAACUUCAAUUUUUUUAAAGCAACAGCUUGCUACCGAAGAAAACAGGAUGAAAAUAAUAAAAGAAAGCAUUAAAUCCUCGGUAUACAAGAGAUUUUCAGCGCACCUUGCACUAGAUCUUCCCGAAUUGCCUGACUUUAGUGGUGUAAUACGGGACACAAGUCAACGAAUUGAAAAUAAAAUUGGUCCUGCUAAUGGUCGCGGUGAUGCACAAAGUUUUCAAUCUAACUUAGGAGAACUCCAAAGGUCCUAUACCACAUUACACUAAUUCUUUACUGAUGAUAAAAUAUCUAAUUUAAAACUUAAAAUAAAAACUUAAAAUAAAA